This is a messenger RNA of Paramacrobiotus metropolitanus, 1114 nucleotides long. RefSeq lists its product as uncharacterized. Lineage: Eukaryota; Metazoa; Tardigrada; Eutardigrada; Parachela; Macrobiotidae. The record is from RefSeq and is a predicted model, not a curated record. Bases 89 to 1114 code for a protein of 341 amino acids. The transcript has 3 exons.
UUCCCGAGUGAAUUUGUAGAAAUUUUUAGCUGUUAAUGUUUUAUUUAUUUUACUGUUUUAUCAUUUUAAUCCCACCCAAUCUGCGAUAAUGAGUAAUUUUCUCGUCAUUGCUGCCGUGGUUCUCCUGGCCUCCUGCGUGCAGGGGAAUUUCGCCUGUUCGGCUCAGAAGAACGGGAAGCCUAUCGUGGUUAUGCUGGCUUUCUGCGUACAGAACAGCUUUGGCUGUUCGACUAAGACCAACGGACGCCCUGUGGACAGAAUGAACCAGCUUUUGAACGAAGCCAAACAACUCAACGACAAAGGCAUCAUGCACCUGCACGGCUAUGGGAGCGGUCCGUCGACGCGGAAUUAUCCAAUAUCGGAAUGGCCGCCACACACGGAGAUCAUUCGAGCGCCAGAAGGCGGCACACUUUUCGUUCCUUGUAGCAACGCGAACAAGAAGCAAGUGUCCCAUAUCGCGAUUCCGCCGGCCUUCACAUACAACGGAGAGCAUUUCACUAUCAAAAAUGCGGAAAUUACAAGAGAAUCGUCCGAGGAAAUGAAGUUUUGUUGCAACUGUACCAAAGAAAUUUGUACCGGUGAACACCUUGGGUCGAGGCUGCGGGUGUCCGGGUAUGAUCCGGCGACGGGUGCGUUUUCCAUCGCGUUGGAGCGCUUCACGUACGCCCACACCGGCCUGUACGAGUGCCUGCACUCUAACGGGAGCCAGCUGGUGGUGACACGGCGCUACUGGGUCACUCCGCGACACAUUCGCUACCACGUCUUCGAUCCGCCGAUGCAGAACGUCACCGUCCGCUACGGCGACCCAGCUAAGAUAGUCUGCCCGGUUCGCUUCAAUUACCUGCCCGGCGACCUGACGGCCCGCUUUUUGUGGCGCAAGGGAAGAUACUUGCUUUUGGUUAAGUCCAUCCCGCAAGUUAAAGAUAGCGCCAGGUCGCCGUAUGGUUUCAGUGGACACUUUGAGUUCGACAGAGGCGAACGGUGCGGAUGCAAUUCCAUAAUGAAGAUAAAUAAUGUCACAAGGGAACACGCCGGUGUGUACGAAUGCUGGUUCCGCAUCAACGAUCGUCUGGAUGAAUGGAUUAUGCAAGAAGCUCAUCUGCUUGUCAUUUAA